AUGAUUUUAAUUUUAGAAGAAUGUGAUAAUCAUUUCUUAUCUUGCAUUAGAUACUCUGUACUUGCAUUUUUGUCUCUCAUUAUCGCAGUAGUCUCAAUAAAUUGGUCAUUCCACUACUACAAAGCAAAUGGAUCAAUACGAUAUGAGAUAGCCCCCAUGAUUUGCUGCUGUUUACAAGCUAUCAUCCAUUUGAUUUAAUACACUAUUUACAACUCGAAUAGGAUGAUCAUUUCAGCAAGCUUAUUACAACUCGUUACCUUCAUUCUUGUUUCACAGAGUUUAGCCAACCUUAGAUAUCGGUUUAAAUAUGCAGAUGACUUGGAAAAAAGAAAAAAUCGAUAUUUAAGAUUAAUGGUCAGCAAGGGAGCCUUCUACUUGAUAGUAUUUUCAUUGCAGUUUUUCUUCUUCUUCAAAAUCGACGACUCUUCUUGCAAUAAUUAUUUUUAUUACAGUCUCGAUUUAUUGGAAGUGCAAAUACUGAUAAUCACAAUAUUCACGCAAAUCCAUGGGCAAUCACUGAUCUACUACAUACGAAGGAAAGAAGAAUCCUUAAACCAAAAUCAAGACCAAUACUCCAAAAUCCUUGACAGCUGUUCAAUGAUUAAAAACACAUUAACCAUGAAACUACAAUAGAUUAAAUUAGUUAUUUGGGCCUAAACCAUUACAAUGAUAACAUUCAUUGUGCUCAUAUUGUUAAUGUACAACACCAACAGAGAGUUAUUUUGCUUUUAAUAAAGCAAAGAAUAAACUUAUUCUGUUUUUUAAAUCGGCAUUCAAAUAUUUUUUACAGCAGUUCAACAAUUUCCCUGUUUUUAUAUACCUUACGCAUUUUAUUACGCAGAAAAAACGAGAUCGGUAUCAAAAGCAACAGUUAUCGAUUUCAAUAUUCAAUACGAUGAAUCUACUACGGAACAACAGAUCUAAAGAAGUAGAAAACCAAGUUCAUUUGAAGACAAUUUUGUUAAUAUGAUUCACAGUGCAUAAUAAAAUGAUUGA
Messenger RNA from Paramecium tetraurelia, 996 nucleotides. RefSeq lists its product as uncharacterized. The transcript has 3 exons. The record is from RefSeq and is a predicted model, not a curated record. NCBI's taxonomy places the organism in Eukaryota, Ciliophora, Oligohymenophorea, Peniculida, Parameciidae.